CUCAUGUCUCCCCACUUUACUGCUUUGAGGACAUUCUCAGCCCAUUAAACACAUCUUUAUGGGCAUACCAAGAGUCCACCUGUGAUUCACCCGAACCAUGACGGUAACCUCCAUGUAUACAGUGUCUCUGUCAAACAACAGCACUUCAUUUGACCGAAAAAACCAGUGUCUUUAUUCUGCUGGAAGAUGGAAAGAAAGGUUCGUCUCCCUGUGCUGAUUCCUGCUCCCCCCAGCAAACCUACAGAGCCUAAACCUCCAGCUGUCAGUCAUCGGAAAAAGUACAUUUCAAGUAAAAAAUACCCUUUGUAUGAAGAGGAAGGCCUCUACAGUGAAGUGAUCUCUACUGUUAAUUUACCGCCUUGUACACAGAGACAGUCCAUCCUUGAAGUCCGUGCACCAAAAGACAACGAUGGUGGCAAAUGUACAUCACAAAAAUUACCAAUGUCUUACUUCUGCCAUGGUGCAGAUUUACCCAAAGUCCAGAUGGCCUACCUAACUAUCCCUGGCAGGGUCCCCCGGAAAUUAGAGAUAGAAAGACUCCGAAGAGAAUACUUGGAGUUAAAUAUUGAAGAGCUCUUGGCAGAAAAAGGCAUCGAUUCUAAUCUCCUUGUGCCAAGACAUCAGUGCGCCUCAUCUGUGUCACCUUACCUCCCACUGGAAAUAUAUGACAAUGAAGAGUAUGACUGCCGUACUCCAGAAGACUGGCUGGCCCUGGGCAAAACGGAAAAAUCAUCUUAUUGUAAACCUAUACCAGGAAAAGCUCUCCUCCCUACAAAUGACUACAUUCUUAAUGAGGAUCCAAAAAGCCCCUCACUGCAGUACAGCUGGCAAUUAGUUGGAGUCCUUGACUAUAAUAAAGAAACAUGUCAGUACCUGGUGGAGAAGGUUUAUCCAAAUAGCAGAAUGACUAGUAAAGAAGGACAUUCUAUCCCAAAUAAAGGACAUCAAAACAGUCCACUAACAGGUGCAAAGGACUUUGUAACAGGAACUAGGUACUGGGUGCCCAGGAUACGGUUGUUAUUCAGAGCUGAGGACCCACGUGUUUUUGCACAGCGGAUCCAGUUUGCCCUGCAUUUGAGGGAAAACACAGAAGCCUUGAUUCUCUAUCAUUUAUCGGUGGACUGCAUGCCCAUCUGGGAAGGAAUGCCAUCUCUUGAUUCAAACAGUCUCCAGCGAAUCAAAAGCUAUGUCCUUUCCACCCCUGGCCUUAGACAAAAUAUUCUUGAUAAACGUAUGGGGAACCUGGAGAAGGAGAUUAAACUGGAUUACAGCCGGACUAUGAACUGCAUUAACUUUGACAAAGUAGUGAUGACCCAGCGCCAGCAGUUUAUGCAUGUAACGCUGCCACUGAAGGAGCCAAAGUGUGUGCCAAAAACAGGGUGCCAACCAGUUCCUGUGUUUGCCUACAUGAAGGCCAAGGCUGCAUUCGUAUUCCACUCCUUGUUAACAAAACCACAGGUGUUACGGGCACUAUCUAAAAUACGAUCAGAGUGUGAAAAAGUAGCAACCAUGCAACUGUUCAGCUUCGCCUUCACCAAACCUCUUCGACUUAAAGAUUUUGAAACACUCCAGUCUAAAACAUAUGGCCAGGUGAGCACUUUUCUUCAGGAGACAUGGAAAAAUACACUCACCAAUGCCAUAAGGUUUAACCUCCACCCUAUUGGCACAGGCUCAUUCAACAUAAACGAGUCUUGUUUGGAACUGUACAAGCUCUCCAAGCUGUCCAAACUGAUGACUGUUGUCCGUUACAACAUGGAGGACAGUCUGCGCUACCUUGUAGAGAAGUCACUGGUCAGUCUGACUCAGCUGCUGUUGGAUGCGUGUCACAGAGUGUUGACAUGUCCUCAAGAUAUGAUCUGGGGAAAGGACCUCAUCACAAGCCCAUACAAACCGAAGCAGACCACUCUGUUUCUGGUGGACUUGGUUCUGGAUCGAACUGGAGUUCAUUACAGUACACCUCUGGAGAAUUUCGAGACGUCACUUAUUUACCUGUUUGAUAAUGGCAUUGUCGCCACACACAAUCUAACACAGAUUGAAAAGAUGGUGCUGAGAAACAUGUUUAUUGGCUACGAUACCUUUCUUGAGUCAGUGCAGUUGUACGAGCCAAAGGUAAAUGAGCUCAGAGAGAAGGUUCGCAUGGCUCUGAAACAGGCCGUGAUACCUAUGAAGGCCUACGCAGCUGAGUUUACUGAAUACUUAGAGCUACAUAACCUGGACAUAGAAACCCAUGUCAAAUCACAUACUCAAGCAGAGCAGACAUCCCAGGGAGUGAAAAAAGAUGUGGAACAACAUCUCCAAGAGAAGGAAAAGCUUGAACACUCACUGCCUUCCUCCAUCAACAUUGGUCCAUUUACUGUCCGUGUAGAGGCUGUACUUCAGGAUUUAUCUAACAAACGAAAAGCUUUAGCAAACUCAGUGCUCAAUCAUCUCGCUUGGAAGCUACGGAAGCAGCUUGAUGAUGCAUGUGAAGAGUGUAACGACAUAAAUAGAAAACUAUGUGAGAAGUCUAAAUGCAUUGAGGAACUGUUUGAGAAGAAGGACUGGAUGAGGCAAAUCCCAGACCAGCUCAAAAGUUACAAGGAGAGAAUUGGCAAAAUUUUGUCAGAGUAUGAGGUAUUUGAAGAAUUUCAGUACAUCCUUUCAGAUGAUGAUUUCAACCAAAAGUGUACUGCUAUCACAUGGCCUAAAAAGAUAAUCAACCAGAUGGAAGCAACUGUUGUCCAACAAGUGGAGGAAGAGAAGCAUUUCCACAAGAUUCAGCUGGUUGACCAGAACAAACUGGAAGAACAUCUAGACUCUUUACAGAUGCUGGUUGCUGGGUUUGCAAGUCAUGGAGACAUUGAGCACUCUGAUGAGAUGGCCAAUAAGGUGAAGCGUAUAAGCAAGCAACUGCAAGAGUGUCAGACUAUGGCCCAAAUGUACAACAACAGAGAGCGUCUGUUUGGUGUUCCUGUCACAAAUUAUGACCGGGUUCAGAAGCUGAUAAAGGAAUUCCAGCCAUUUAUGGACCUUUGGACCACCACCUCCAACUGGAUAAAUUGGCAUCAGAGCUGGCUCAAUAGCCCACUAUCAUAUAUUGAUCCAGAGCAGCUAGAACGCAAUGUUACAGAAGCCUCUAAGACAAUACACAAAUGUUUUAAACAGUUUAAAGAUGUUCCAGAGUGCCAGAUGGUGGCAGCUUCAAUUCGUGACAGGAUCGAGGAGUUCCGUCCACACAUCCCUCUGAUCCAGGCACUGAGGAAUCCAGGGAUGAGGGGCCGCCACUGGGAGACUCUUUCUGAACGCAUCCAGAUCACAGUACAAAUGAAAGCCAACCUGACCUUCUCACGGUGCCUAGAGCUUGGCUUACAAAACUGUGUAGAUGACAUCGCUCAGGUUGCAGAAGUGGCCGGGAAAGAGUACACGAUUGAACAGGCUUUGGAAAAGAUGGAACAAGAGUGGUCAUCAAUAGUCUUUGAUGUGUUGCCAUACAAGGAGACGGGCACCUACAUCCUGAAGAGCCCAGAUGAAGCUUCCCAGCUGCUGGACGACCAUAUUGUCAUGACACAGAGCAUGUCAUUUUCUCCCUUUAAGAAGGCCUUUGAGUCUCAAAUCAAUACAUGGGAAAGCAAACUCAAAAUGACUCAGGAUGUACUAGAGGAAUGGCUGACAUGCCAGCGCUCUUGGCUUUACCUCGAACCCAUCUUCAGCUCUGAUGAUAUAAACCGGCAACUACCUGCAGAAGGACAAAGAUACCUGAAAAUGGAACAAAAAUGGCGGAAAAUCAUGAGAAAUGCUUUUAAUCAGCGAAAGGUGAUUGAGCUCUGUCCAAAUGCUCAUCUUUUAGCUGAACUGAAGGAGUCCAACAAAUUAUUGGAAUGUGUACAGAAGGGUCUUAGUGAGUACUUGGAGACAAAACGAGCUUCAUUCCCCAGGUUUUACUUCUUGUCAGAUGAUGAACUCCUGGAAAUUCUGUCUCAGACCAAGGAUCCUACCGCCGUACAACCACACCUCCGCAAAUGCUUUGAGAACAUUGCGCGGCUUCAGUUUCAGCCAGACCUACAAAUCACAGACAUGUACUCAGGAGAAGGAGAGGAGGUGAAGCUCUCCAUACCGGUGUGGCCCACUGGAAAUGUAGAAGACUGGCUCAGAGAUGUGGAGAAGUCCAUGAAAGCCACGCUGAGGGAAAACAUUGAACGUUCACUCAAAGUUUAUCCUGAGCAACCUCGUGUAGACUGGGUGUUAUCCUGGCCUGGACAGGUGGUGAUAGCUGGCUGUCAAGUCUUCUGGACUACAGAGGUGUCUGAGGCUAUAGAGCAGGGAGACUUGGAUGAGCGCCUGUAUCCUCAGCUGCAGACACAGUUGGGUGACUUAGUGCAACUAGUGAGAAGAGGUCUGUCUAGGAUGCAGAGGGCUGUGCUGUCGGCUCUCAUAGUCAUAGAAGUUCAUGCUAAAGAUGUGGCAGCCAAACUGGUGGAGCAGAAGGUCUCAAGCAUCAGUGACUUUGAGUGGAUCAGUCAGCUCAGAUAUUACUGGGCAAAAGAUGACUUGUACAUUCGUGCAGUGAAUGCAGAGUUUUUGUAUGGAUAUGAGUACCUCGGUAACUCUGGACGUCUGGUCAUCACCCCACUCACUGACAGAUGCUACUUGACCCUAACAGGAGCCCUGCACCUGAAGUUUGGAGGAGCUCCUGCAGGUCCAGCAGGGACAGGAAAGACAGAAACCACUAAAGAUCUUGGAAAGGCUUUGGCAAUUCAGACAGUGGUUUUCAACUGUUCUGAUCAGCUGGACUUCAUUGCAAUGGGAAAAUUUCUUAAAGGUCUGGCAAGCUCUGGUGCCUGGGCUUGCUUUGAUGAGUUCAAUCGCAUUGAUGUGGAAGUGCUGUCUGUGGUGGCACAACAGAUCACCACAAUACAAAAGGCACAGCAGCAAAGGGCUGAACGGUUUAUUUUUGAGGGCACAGAGAUCCCUCUUGUUCCCUCUUGUGCUGUAUUCAUCACUAUGAACCCUGGUUACGCUGGCCGUACAGAACUGCCUGACAAUCUGAAGGCGCUUUUUCGUCCUGUGGCCAUGAUGGUCCCUGACUAUGCUAUGAUAGCUGAGAUCUCCUUAUACUCAUUUGGGUUCAGUGAUGCUAAAGUCCUCUCAAAGAAGAUCACCACUACAUUCAAGCUCUCCUCUGAACAGCUUAGCUCUCAGGACCAUUAUGACUUUGGUAUGAGAGCUGUGAAAACUGUAAUCUCAGCUGCUGGAAAUCUGAAGAGAGAACAUGCAGACAUGAAUGAGGAAUUGAUCUGCCUGCGGGCCAUUCAGGAUGUCAAUGUACCAAAGUUUUUACAGGAUGACCUGAAGCUCUUCAAUGGUAUUGUGUCUGAUCUCUUCCCCGAGAUCAAACAAGAGCCAAUCAACUAUGGCACACUUGAAGAGUCCAUGCGUACUGUCUGUGCCAAGAAGAACCUUAAAGAUGUAGAUGGGUAUAUUAACAAGUGUAUUCAGCUGUACGAGACUACUGUGGUGAGACAUGGACUAAUGUUGGUUGGACCUUCAGGAUCAGGUAAAACCAAGUGUUAUGAGAUACUGAGUGCAGCACUAACAGCUCUAAAGGGCCAACCCUCUGUGAGUGGUGGUGUCUACGAGACGGUUCAGACGUACGUCCUCAACCCCAAGUCUAUAACCAUGGGACAACUGUAUGGGGAGUACGACUUGCUCACACAUGAAUGGACAGAUGGUAUCCUCUCAGCUCUUGUCCGAAGGGGAGCAGCAUCUAUGGACCAAGAGAAAAAGUGGUACAUGUUUGAUGGGCCAGUGGAUGCUGUGUGGAUUGAAAACAUGAACACCGUGCUGGAUGACAACAAAAAAUUAUGUCUUAGCUCAGGGGAGAUCAUCAAGCUCACUGACGUAAUGACCAUGAUGUUUGAGGUUCAGGACUUGGCGGUGGCAUCCCCGGCCACAGUGUCACGCUGUGGUAUGGUCUACCUGGAGCCCAGUAUCCUGGGCCUUAGUCCUUUCACAGAGUGCUGGCUGAAGCAGGUCCCUGAGGCCCUGAAACCAUACACAGAGCAGCUUACUUCUCUGUUUUCCAGGUUUCUUCAGGACUCCAUCACAUUUAUGCGUCAAUCAGUAAAAGAAGUGAUCACAUCGCUUGACAGUAACCUCACCUGUAGUCUCCUGAGACUCCUGGACUGCUUUUUCAAACCAUUCAGUUUUAAUAAGGAUGAGCGGUCGCCGCCUCAGAAGAAAUUGGAUCGUCUCAAGGAAUUGAUUGAACCCUGGUUCUUUUUCUCUCUGGUGUGGAGUGUCGGAGCCACAGGAGAUGCAGCCAGCUGCCAGCGGUUCAGUGCCUGGCUCAGGGACAAGAUGGCAAAAGAGACGAUUCAGUUAUGUUUUCCUGAGGAGGGUUUGGUGUAUGACUACAAUCUUGAUGAUGCAGGAAUAAGUAGCCUUAAGGAGGACGAUGAAGAAGACACGGACAGAAAAGUUCAGUGGGUCAGCUGGAUGAAGUACGCACAGAAUGUUGUAAUCACCCCUGAGACAAAUUACGCUGACAUCAUUGUUCCCACUGUAGACACAGUGAGGAUGUCCUUUUUGAUGGACAUGCUUUUAACCAAUAAGAAACCUGUUCUGUGUAUUGGGCCAACUGGUACAGGAAAAACCCUGACCAUGUCGGACAAGCUCCUGAAGAACAUGCCUGCUGAGUAUGUUACACACUUCCUCAUGUUCUCUGCCCGCACCUCAGCCAACCAGACUCAAGACUACGUUGACAGUAAACUAGACAAAAGGUGCAAAGGUGUGUUUGGUCCUCCAGUAGGAAAGCACUUCAUCUUCUUCAUUGAUGAUCUAAAUAUGCCAAUGUUGGAGACGUACGGUGCACAGCCUCCGAUUGAACUACUGCGACAAUGGAUGGACCAUGGAGGCUGGUAUGACAGGAAGCAAAUAGGGACUUUCAGGAAGCUGGUGGACAUCAACUUUGCCUGUGCCAUGGGACCUCCUGGUGGGGGCCGGAAUCCCAUCACCCAACGUUUCACUCGCCACUUCAACUUCUUGUCCUUCACUGAAAUGGAAGAUGCCAGCAAGAAGCAUAUUUUCUGCACCAUUCUAGGCAGUUGGAUGGGACCUGUACCAGAAAUCCAGCCAUUGAAAGAGGCUCUUGUAGACGCCACAAUCCGAGUAUAUUCUACCAUCACUUCCCAGCUCCUCCCAACACCAACCAAGUCUCAUUACACCUUCAACCUCAGAGACCUGUCCAAGGUCUUCCAGGGCAUCCUCAUGGCUGAGGCUGGCAUGAUCGAGGACAAAUUGCAACUGCUACAGCUGUGGUACCAUGAAAGUUGCCGAGUUUUCCAGGACCGCCUGGUGUGUGUUGAGGACAGGGACUGGUUUAAUGCAAUGCUGAAGGAUUGUAUUCAGGAGUUCGACUGUAGCUUUGAAGAUGUUGUGACUUGCCUUCCUGUUUUGUAUGGAGAUUUCAUGAAUCCUGGAGAUGACCAAACGGUCUACACACUCAUAGAAGACAAAGACAAGUUGGUGAAAGUAAUGGAAGAGUAUAUGGAAAACUACAACGAGAUGAACACCACCAAGAUGAAGCUGGUACUCUUCAUGGAUGCCAUCGAACACAUCUGCCGAAUCAGCCGUAUCCUGCGCCAGCCGUUAGGCAAUGCUCUGCUACUGGGAGUUGGAGGCAGUGGUCGACAGUCACUCACCAAACUGGCCUCAUUUAUGUCAAACUAUGAGUGCUUCCAGAUUGAGUUGUCUAAAAACUACGGACUGACAGAGUGGAGGGAAGACCUUAAAGGCAUCAUGCUGAAGGCUGGCCUACAGAAUCAGCAGAUCACGUUCCUCUUUGUAGACACACAGAUUAAGAGCGAGUCAUUCCUGGAAGAUAUCAACAACAUCUUAAACUCUGGGGACGUUCCUAACCUCUAUGCACCAGAUGAGCAAGAACGCAUCUUAAUAGCUAUGAAGUCAGUGGUCCAAGACCUGGGCCAGCAGCUGACUAAAGCCAAUCUAAUGGCUGCUUACAUCAGGAGGGUCCGCAGUAACAUCCACACUGUACUCUGCAUGAGUCCUAUUGGUGAGGUGUUUCGUGCACGACUGAGGCAGUUUCCCUCACUGGUCACAUGUUGUACAAUAGACUGGUUCAGUGCUUGGCCAGAAGAGGCUUUACAGGCUGUGGCCACAUCAUUUCUCAGUGAAUUGCCUGAGCUAGAAGCCAGUCCUGCAGCCAUGAAGGGACUGACCUUGAUGUGUGUGAAGAUCCACCAGAUGGUUGCCAUGAAGUGUGAUCAGUACAAGACUGAGCUUUCUCGACAUAAUUACGUUACACCUAAAAGUUACCUUGAGCUGCUGAAAAUAUUCUCUGAUCUCAUUGGACGGAAAAAGAAAGAACUGUGCACUGCACGCCAGCGCAUGAAGACUGGUCUGGACAAGCUUCUUAGCACAGCAGAGGAUGUGAGUAAGAUGCAGGAAGAGCUGGAGACGAUGAGGCCUCUUCUGGAGGAGGCCGCUAGAGACACUGAGCUCACCAUGGAGACUAUCCAAAAAGACACAGUGAUUGCAGAGAAGACCCGUAAGUCAGUUCAAGCAGAAGAAGCUAAAGCUUCAGAGAAAGCCCGUAUCGCAGAGGGCAUUGCAGAAGAUGCUCAAACUGAGUUGAAUGAGGCUCUACCAGCCUUGGAUGCUGCCCUCACCAGCCUUAAGUCACUCAACAAGAAUGAUGUCACUGAGGUGCGAGCCUUACAGCGGCCUCCCCAGGGGGUGAAGCUGGUUAUUGAGGCAGUGUGCAUUAUGAAAGGCAUCAAACCCAAAAAAGUACCUGGAGAAAAACCUGGUACAAAGGUUGAUGACUACUGGGAUCCUGGAAAGGGUCUCCUUCAGGACCCUGCAAAGUUUCUGGAGAGCCUCUUCAAGUAUGAUAAGGACAACAUCCCAGACAAUGUGAUCACUUUAGUCCAGCCCUACAUUGAUAAUGAGGAAUUCCAACCAGCCUCCAUUGCCAAAGUCUCCAAAGCUUGUACCUCCAUUUGUGAAUGGGUGCGGGCCAUGCAUACAUAUCACUUUGUGGCCAAGGGGGUGGAGCCUAAAAGGCAAGCUCUUAAAGAGGCCCAGGAGGACUUAGCUGUGACCCAGCGAAUCUUGGAUGAUGCCAUGGAAAAGUUGGCAGCAGUGGAAGGUGGCAUCGCCACUCUACAGGCCAAAUAUGAGGACUGUGUGGCAAAGAAAGAUGAGCUGGACAAAAAGUAUCGGCUGUGCGAGGCCCGCCUCAUCCGAGCAGACAAGCUCAUAGGAGGCCUGGCUGAUGAGAAAGUGCGCUGGAAGGAAACUGUGCAACACCUCGAUUAUAUGGUCAAUAACGUGACAGGUGAUGUGCUUCUGUCUGCAGGAUAUGUGGCAUACCUGGGACCCUUUACUGGAGAAUACAGGGCAGCCAUGGCUGAGGAGUGGUUGAAUUGUUUCACAGAGUUGAGUGUUCCACAUACUGACGAACCCAACCUGAUCAACACUCUUGGAGAUCCUGUCAAGAUCCGCUCAUGGGAGAUAUCAGGUUUGCCCAAGGACAACCUUUCUGUGGAGAACGGUGUGAUUGCUCAGUUUUCUCUACGCUGGGCUCUGUUCAUUGAUCCUCAGGGACAAGCCAAUAAGUGGAUCAAGAACAUGGAAGAGGAAAAUGGACUGAAAGUAUUGAAGCUCAGUGACCGGGACUUCCUCCGCAACCUGGAGAGUGCCAUUCAAUUUGGAAAUCCCUGCCUCAUGGAAAAUGUUGGGGAGGAACUAGAUCCCACAUUAGAACCUGUCUUAUUGCAACAGACAUUUAAGCAUCAAGGCAGCACAGUGUUGAAGCUUGGUGACUCAGUCAUCCCUUACCAUGAAAGCUUCAAGAUGUACAUCACUACCAAGCUGCCAAACCCUCAUUACUCUCCUGAACUCUCUGCCAAAGUCACUCUUAUUAAUUUCACACUUUCACCCAGCGGUCUAGAGGACCAGCUGCUGGGCCGUGUAGUGGCUGAGGAGCGUCCAGACCUGGAGGAUGCUAAGAACAAGCUGAUCACCAGCAACGCCCAGAUGAAACAGGAGCUAAAAGAAAUUGAGGAUGAGAUUCUACUCCGACUCAGCUCCACAGAAGGAAACCCAGUGGACAACGAGGAGCUCAUUCAAGUCUUGGAAGCUUCCAAGAUCAAAGCUGGACAGAUUGAGGCCAAGGUCAUGGCUGCAGAGAAAACAGAGAAGGACAUUGAUGCUACUCGUCUGGAGUAUGUACCAGUGGCUGUGCGUUCACAGAUCCUCUUCUUCUGUGUGUCAGACCUCUCCAACGUAGAUCCGAUGUAUCAGUACUCUCUGGAGUGGUUUCUUCGCAUCUUCAUGGCUGCCAUAGCUAAUUCUGAGUCAGCAGAUGCUGUGGAAGAAAGAAUCAACAACAUCAAUGAAUUUUUCACGUUUAGCCUGUACAGCAAUGUGUGCCGCAGCUUGUUUGAGAAGCACAAACUUAUGUUCGCCUUCCUUCUGUGCACUCGCAUCCUGAUGAACAAGAGCAAAACUGACAUGGCUGAGUGGCGGUAUCUGUUAUCUGGAGGAAUGCCUACACAAGAGCUUCCCAACCCAGCAGUAAGAUGGUUGUCAGAGCGUGCUUGGCAGGAUGUCUUGGGCCUCAGUGCUCUAAACAACUUCACCAAACUAGCAGAGAGCUUCUCUGAGCACCUGCAUGGAUUCCAGCUAAUUUUUGACAGCAGCCAGCCUCACAGGGAGCCCCUCCCUGGUGGGUGGGACACCAAGCUAGACUCAUUUCAGAAGCUGUUGGUCCUGCGCUGUCUGAGGGCUGACUGUCUUGUUCAAGGUCUGCAGGACUUUGUGUCGGCUCAGCUGGGACAGCGCUUCAUAGAACCUCAGACAUCAGACCUGGCUGUGGUCUUCAAAGAGUCAUCCCCCUCCACUCCUCUCAUCUUUGUCCUGUCCCCUGGCACUGAUCCUGCUGCUGACCUGUACAAGUUUGCUGAUGUUAUGCAGUUUUCCAAGAAAAUGAGUGCCAUCUCUCUGGGCCAAGGCCAGGGCCCCUGGGCUGAGACCAUGAUGCACACUGCUAUGGAAAGAGGCCAGUGGGUCUUCUUCCAGAACUGUCACCUGGCACCCAGCUGGAUGCCUUCACUGGAGAGACUCAUUGAACAUAUCAACCCAACAAAGGUGCAUAAGGACUUCCGUUUGUGGCUCACAAGUCUGCCUAGCAACAAGUUUCCAGUGUCCAUUCUCCAAAAUGGUUCCAAGAUGACCAUUGAGCCUCCUAGAGGGAUCAAGGCCAACCUCCAGAGGACCUACCUGAGACUCACCAAUGACUUUAUCAGCUCCUCCACCAAGACUACACAGUUCAAGUCUCUGCUUCUGUCUCUGUGUCUUUUCCACGGAAUCGCUCUGGAGAGAAGGAAGUUUGGCCCACUGGGCUUCAACAUUCCCUAUGAGUUCACUGAUGGAGACUUGAACAUCUGCAUCAGCCAACUCAAAAUGUUCCUGGAUGAGUACCAGGACAUUCCAUACAAGGUGUUAAAAUACACAGCCGGGGAAAUUAAUUAUGGUGGGAGGGUGACAGAUGACUGGGACAGACGCUGUCUGCUCAGUGUACUGGAAGAUUUCUACUGUCCAGCUGUGCUCAGUGCAGAUCACAUCUACUCGUCUUCUGGGGUUUAUCGACAGAUCGACACAAAUCUGGACAUCAAGGGGUACUUGGGAUACAUCCGUGGUUUGCCCAUCAACGAUACGCCCGAGAUGUUUGGUCUCCAUGACAACGCUAACAUCAGCUUUGCCCAGAAUGAGACCUUUGCCCUCCUGGGAGCCGUGGUUCAGCUGCAGCCCAGAGCUGCAUCUGCUGGUGGUAAAACUCUGGAAGAGAUUGUGGAGGAGAUAGUGGCAGGCAUCGUUGAAAAGAUCCCACAGCCGUUCAGUGUUCAGGAGGUGAUGGAGAAGUACCCGGUCCUUUAUGAGGAGUCCAUGAAUACUGUACUCAUCCAAGAGGUCAUCAGGUAUAACAAGUUGCUCUCAGUCAUCUCUAAGAGUCUCAGUGAUAUUGUGAAGGCUCUAAAAGGUUUAGUGGUGAUGUCCUCUGAACUGGAGCUUAUGGCCAAUAGCCUCUUCAACAACAUGGUGCCUGAUAUAUGGAAAGCCAAGGCCUACCCAUCUCUGAAGCCUCUGGCCUCCUGGGUGUCGGACCUACUUCAGAGGAUCAAUUUCUUGCAAAGAUGGAUCUCUAAUGGCAUUCCACCUGUCUUCUGGAUUAGCGGCUUCUUUUUCCCUCAGGCUUUCCUCACGGGAACGCUCCAAAAUUAUGCCCGUCGCUCUAGAAUAUCCAUCGACACAAUUGGAUUUGAUUUUGAGGUAAUAGCGACUUCAGUGUCAGAGAUAACAGAGAAACCAAACACGGGCUGCUACAUCCACGGUCUAUUCCUGGAGGGGGCUCGCUGGGAUAAUGAGGCGGGUCAGCUCACACAAUCCAGGCCAAAAGAACUCUACACAGAAAUGGCUGUCAUCUGGCUCAUCCCCAAAGCCGAACGCAAACCUCCCUCCUCCGGGGUCUAUAUCUGCCCCAUCUAUAAGACCCUCACACGUGCCGGAACUUUGUCCACAACGGGCCAUUCUACCAACUAUGUGAUUGCGGUGGAGCUGCCGACAGAUCACACUCAGAGACACUGGAUCAAACAGGGAGUCGCCCUCAUCUGUUCACUAGACUACUAACAUGAACUCACACUUUAUCACAAUCACAUGCACUAACAAGCAUUUUCUAAAUCUUUAGCCUGCACUUAUAUAAUAAGCAAAGACUAUUUGCAGUUGCAGCCACUGGAAAAAAAUAAAAUCUCUGUACACUUUAUAUCCACUUGUCUGUAGUAUUAAAUCUUUUGCAGUGUUACUGUGAUACUGUCAUUUAGAGCAGGGGUGUCAA
Molecule: messenger RNA, 12895 nt
Organism: Sphaeramia orbicularis (orbiculate cardinalfish)
Lineage: Eukaryota; Metazoa; Chordata; Actinopteri; Kurtiformes; Apogonidae
Gene: dnah1
Product: dynein, axonemal, heavy chain 1
Exons: 78
Coding region: 187-12690 (4167 amino acids)
Biological process (GO): microtubule-based movement
Cellular component (GO): dynein complex
Molecular function (GO): dynein intermediate chain binding; dynein light intermediate chain binding; ATP binding
Source: RefSeq, a predicted model, not a curated record